AUGCCUCGACUCGUGCGGCGGAGACCGCUCUGGGAGCGCAUCACGUCCCUGCUGAAUCCCAUGGACUUUCUCUUGUGGCUCUCGGAAGAGAUGGAGACAAGGGACUGGGACUCGAAGCUGGCGGGCACGCAGCUCGGCUUGGGCAUGAACUUUGUCUUUCUGCUGGCGCGCGCAAAUUUUGGGUCGUCGUAUGAGUGGUCGGACGACGACAUUUUUGGCGACGACGGCAAGCCUUCGCUGCUUUCCUAUGUGACUUACCCCGUUGUCUGGGGCUUCGCGCUCUUUUCCUUCGUUAACGCGGCUUACGCCUUCACGCGAACGCGAAAAUACCGACUAUUUGAGGCCAACAUCGACCAAGCCCCAUCGACACCCUCUGCGCGACGAGUCCAGGUCCAGUCGUCUCCCGCGACGACAUCCUCACCGCUUCAAUACUUUGCCGACAGACUCGCCGCUGGUUCUGCCGAGUCUCGAGCACAUCCGGAUAAGAGACGAGAUGUGUGGGAACUCGCGGUCUGGGACCCUCUGCCCAUAUCCUUGAGACUUGUUUGCUUGUUCAGCCCGGGACACGUUUUGGCCUACCUCCUCUUUCUACCUCUGGCACCACUGGAUCCCCAGCCUAGUGUCACUGUGUUCAACACCAUCGUCAUGCAGGUGGUGCUAUCUGGACAGAUGCUUCUCCUCACUUCGCGGUUCGCGCAGCAGGCAAAGGACAACGCCAUCAUCCAAAAGGAGGUCAUGAACGAGUACAACACCAAAUUUGUUCAUCCUCGACUCCACCCCGUCGUCAGAGAUGUUGGUACCCAGGUUGCCGCCGAACACUCUCCCAAGGGCCGUGGAUUUGUCCAAGUUGGCACACCGACAACACUGAUUAGAAAGUCCUACGCCACGCGAGCUACGUCUUCUACCGAUUACGACGAUUCUAUGUCUACCGGUCGCAGCAACUUCAUGAAGGCACAGACGUUCGGCACUUAUGCCCCGAUUCGCUCAGAAAGCACCCCCACCAACAUGAUCCAACCUCGCUCUACUUCUACGUUUAGGCAACACAUGAUGGCUGAUAAGCCUACCGCUCCAAUUUCAGCUGCGGCCACGGCUCCUAUGCCACUCUCGGCCACAUCCGCAAACACCACCAAUUAUGGAGGCAAUAUGGGCAUCUACGAUCAUGACAAGUCGCCUCUUAAGAAAACUAUGGGCAUCAACAACUUUAACGAACCUGCCUCGCCCCGAAACUCACGAGAGAUGGCGGCCCUAGAGCAGCAGCGGUUUUCCUCCAAACUCGCCGAUGCACAGCGGUCGGCGAGCGCCCUCAGCAGAGGCGUAUCAAAUCCUUACCAAGGGGCAACAAGAAAUAGGGCGGCACAGCAAGACAGGCCAACUAGGUGGUAG
Messenger RNA from Trichoderma harzianum CBS 226.95, 1383 nucleotides. RefSeq lists its product as hypothetical. Lineage: Eukaryota; Fungi; Ascomycota; Sordariomycetes; Hypocreales; Hypocreaceae. The record is from RefSeq and is a predicted model, not a curated record. The transcript is spliced from 2 exons. Gene Ontology annotation, biological process: maintenance of rDNA; regulation of exit from mitosis. Bases 1 to 1383 code for a protein of 460 amino acids.